This is a messenger RNA of Manduca sexta (tobacco hornworm), 1389 nucleotides long. RefSeq lists its product as uncharacterized. Lineage: Eukaryota; Metazoa; Arthropoda; Insecta; Lepidoptera; Sphingidae. Gene Ontology annotation, molecular function: oxidoreductase activity. The record is from RefSeq and is a predicted model, not a curated record. Bases 433 to 1188 code for a protein of 251 amino acids. The transcript has 6 exons.
AAGCGCAGUAAUCUGGUAACCCUGUUCCAAAGAGUAAUUAAAAAUACAAAAACAUUUUUAAAUUCAAGACCUACGUUGUACGUAUUCAAUACCCAGGUACCACGAUAUUUAUUACUCUCUACCAAGAACCAGGUACCUAUGCAAUAAAUCAAUAAUUUCAGUAUUCUGCGUUUCAUCUGAAGGCUAAACGUACCUAGUGACCAAAUUCUUUUUGAAGUGUUAAAGAAUGCAGAGAGCAGUGGCGCUCAUCCCCCGCCGCUGCAACAAGCCAGAUUCGCUUGCACAGCUCACGCAUCUAUGCUCACAGUUUUAGCCUAACUAACCUACUGUUGCUGCCUCUUUCAACUGUUUUCUGGUAUAGGCACAUAUCGCAUAAGAAAUAGCGAUGCUGUAUUCAAAGCCCUUGAUUCUGCAUUGGAAGCCGGAUAUCGUAUGUUUGAUACGGCAUCGGUGUACGGAAAUGAAGUGCACAUAAAAAACGCUUUCAGCGUAUUGCUACCAAAGUAUGGCCUCGAGCGCGAGGACAUAUUCAUAACAACAAAACUCUCACCUUCAGAUCAUGGUGGCGGUGAACUCACCGAGAAGGCUUGCCAACAAUCACUCGAUAAUCUGGGAGUGGACUACGUGGACCUAUAUUUGAUCCACUUCCCUGGAAGCGCGAAGAUACCAGCUGAUGAUAAGCGCAACCGUGAAAUGCGUGAAAUGACCUGGUCCAAGCUCACCGAGCUGUACGAUGAUGGCAGGAUGAACGCGCUGGGUGUAUCCAACUUUACGAUACGCCAUCUCAAAGAUUUGAUGAAAUGCAACCAUGGCGUUGUUCCUGCUGUAAACCAAGUGGAGUGGCACCCAUACUACCAUCAGAACAGUCUUUACAAAUAUUGCAAGGCAAAUGAUAUUGUGCUGCAAGCCUAUUGCUCGUUGGGCGGCACGUCAGCUUCCAAUACAGCACUUCUUAAUGAUCCAGUGGUGGUGAGGACUGCGAAGAAACUGGAAGCGACUCCCGCUCAAAUAUUACUUGUCUGGGCACUGCAACAAGAUAUUGCUAUCAUUCCAAAGUCUAUUACCCCGGAGAGGAUAAAGGAAAACUUCUCGCUCAAUUUCAAGAUUCCCGAUGAAGACAUGAAAGCGCUCCAGCAACUUGGCGAAAAUAACGUAAAAUAUGCAUGGGAUCCCAGCAUCAUAGCUUAAGAACUUAAAGGUUAAGAAUUGAAGAAAUAUCAUUAUGUAACAUUUUAUCUCUAUGUGUCUGCCUAAAAUAUUCAAUGGGAUCGGUUUUAUUUGUCCCGUUUUAAACGUUUAUUAUUGUUAUUAAAGAGACAAAUUAGUAUUCCAAUAUUAAAAAUUAUUCCAAUCUUAAAUCAUUUUGUAGAGUUAUAAUGAAAUAUAUUG